GGAGAGGUGGAUGUUUAAAAAUGGCCUCGCGGGUAGUGGCGCGCGAUGGCUCGAGGUGCUGGCGUGUGGCCGUUUGCGCGGUUCCGUAGCUGGUGCGCGCUCUGGGCGGGGUUGGCCUUGUCUCUCCGAAGAGUCGCAUUGUUUUGCCUUCCCCGACUGCCUCCUGGGGGUCUUGGCCGGUGAUCUUGUCAAGCUGAAGAUGACAACCCUUUCCUUCCUAGACAAAGAGAAUGAAGGAGAUGUUGCUGCUUCUAAGGAACGGUUAAGGUUGUCCUCAACAUCUUCGAAAGUUUUAUCUGAAAGAUUGCAGACCCAGACUUCAUUUGGUGGAAGAAUAGUUAAUGCAACUCCAGCCACAUCCCAAUCUGUCAGAAAGGCUCUGGGAAACGUAAACAGGGCUCUGGUAACCACAAACAAGGAAACACUGAAACAGAAAAAAACCCCCUUCCCUGCCAGAACAGACUUUGAGAGUUUUGAAAUUCCUGAAGAACACAAAUUAAGCCACCUGUCCCUGACUGGAGUUCCUCUAUUGAUGAUUGACAAGAAUAUAUCCGUUAGCUCUAUAAACAUGGUCCCUUCACCUGUGAAGCUGUCACCAAUUUCAUGGGAAUGUGACUUGCUACAAUCAACUGCCAACUUCCUCUCCAGCUUAGAUGAAAUCAUUGACUUGCCACCUUUGUGCCAUGACUUUUAAAUCUUAAUUUUGAAGCUUUUUAUUGAGCACUGACUAUUUUGGAAUUUUUUAUGUAUCUCUUAAUAAAGAAUUUGAAUAACUUG
Pelodiscus sinensis (Chinese soft-shelled turtle) is the source of this 777-nucleotide messenger RNA. Lineage: Eukaryota; Metazoa; Chordata; Testudines; Trionychidae. The record is from RefSeq and is a predicted model, not a curated record.